Messenger RNA from Ictidomys tridecemlineatus (thirteen-lined ground squirrel), 2015 nucleotides. RefSeq names its product PHD finger protein 23 (gene Phf23). Gene Ontology annotation, biological process: positive regulation of protein ubiquitination; negative regulation of autophagosome assembly; negative regulation of autophagosome maturation. Gene Ontology annotation, cellular component: nucleus. The record is from RefSeq and is a predicted model, not a curated record. Lineage: Eukaryota; Metazoa; Chordata; Mammalia; Rodentia; Sciuridae.
GCGCUGGGGGAGGGGGCCCGGUCCGGGAGUGCGGGAGGCAGUGGUAAAGGGAGGUGGCGGCAGCAGCUAGCGGACUGGAGUCUCAACGGAGCCGAAGCGGACACUUCUGUGGAGCGAGGCAGUAGGAGUACCGAGCACCAGAGGCGGCACCGGGAUCCCCGGCUGAGGGGAGGGGGGCGCCGGACCGGGAGGAGGGGAGGGGGCGAUGCUGGAAGCCAUGGCGGAGCCCAGUCCCGAAGAUCCACCUCCGACACUUAAACCAGAGACUCAGCCACCAGAGAAACGUCGGAGAACAAUUGAGGAUUUCAACAAAUUCUGCAGUUUUGUUUUGGCCUAUGCUGGUUACAUUCCCCCCAGCAAAGAGGAAAGUGAUUGGCCAGCCUCUGGCUCCAGCUCUCCAUUGCGCGGUGAGAGUGCUGCAGACAGUGAUGGCUGGGACUCGGCCCCCUCUGAUCUUCGAACCAUUCAGACCUUUGUUAAGAAAGCAAAGUCAUCUAAGAGAAGGGCGGCUCAAGCAGGUCCUACUCAGCCUGGACCCCCAAGGUCCACCUUCUCACGUCUGCAGGCUCCUGACAGUGCCACCCUGCUUGAGAAAAUGAAGCUCAAGGACUCUCUCUUUGAUUUGGAUGGGCCCAAAGUGGCAUCUCCACUGUCCCCCACAUCCCUGACACAUACCUCCCGGUCCCCUGCUGCUCUCACCCCAGUGCCCCUUUCCCAGGGAGAUCUCUCGCAGCCUCGAAAGAAGGACAGAAAGAACCGAAAAUUGGGGCCAGGAGGUGGGGCUGGCUUUGGAGUGCUUCGGCGGCCUAGGCCAAGUCCUGGGGAUGGGGAAAAGAGGUCUCGAAUUAAGAAGAGCAAGAAGCGGAAGUUGAAAAAGGCUGAGCGGGGGGAUAGACUCCCACCUCCUGGCCCUCCCAGGGCACCCCCCAGUGAUACAGACUCUGAAGAAGAGGAGGAGGAAGAGGAGGAGGAGGAGGAGGAAGAGGAAGAGAUGUCAGCAGUGGUAGGGGGUGAAACCCCAGCCCCUGUACUCCCAACACCCCCUGAGGCUCCUAGGCCUCCUGCCUCAGUGCACCCUGAAGGAGCCCCUCCCACUGACAGUGAAGGCAAGGAGGUGGGCAGCACUGAAACAAGCCAAGAUGGAGAUGCCAGCUCCAGUGAAGGCGAAAUGCGGGUCAUGGAUGAGGACAUCAUGGUAGAAUCAGGUGAUGACUCAUGGGAUCUGAUCACGUGUUACUGCAGAAAGCCCUUUGCAGGGCGGCCCAUGAUUGAGUGCAGCCUGUGUGGGACAUGGAUUCACCUCUCCUGUGCUAAGAUUAAGAAGACAAAUGUCCCUGACUUCUUUUAUUGUCAGAAAUGCAAGGAACUGCGGCCAGAGGCCCGGCGAUUAGCGGGGCUUCCCAAAUCUGGAGAGCCCUGACAUUUCUAGGCUGGAACUUGAAAAUGACAACAUAACUUGGGAACUGAGCCUCAGAGUCCUCAGUCUGUUCCCCUGGAGCUUGGAUACUGUCCUUAUUUCAGGGCAGGAAUCCCCAAAGGAGACUUGUUUGGAAUGGAAAUGAGUGGCUUCCGAUCCUACCCUAUCCUUCCUCCCCAUUCUAUGGACUUGAAAUUGGACAUAUUGUAGUUGGGGGGAAGGAAGCUAUCCGGGCCUAUAGACACAAAAUGUCUCUCCCUUGGACCUCUCACCCCUCACUUUUUGGGUCAGGGUUCAAAUUGGGAUGAAAUGGGACAGUUGUCUAUAAAACUAGUGUAAAUAUAGCACUCCCCUCCAUCAUCUUUUCUUUUACUUCACUCCCCAUUUAUUUUCUUCCACACCGGUUAUAUUUUUAAUUUUGGACUUCCCCCUUUGAGCAUGGCAGCUCAAAGGGUGGAGUACCAGAGCCUGGCUGAGUGAGGAAGGAAAGCAGAAAGGUGAUGUUUCUCACCUCUUUUGUUUUUAAUAAUAUUGGCCAGCUGUUUGUACAGACAGCCUGCGUGUUGUAAAUAAAGCAGAGUGGGCUCUUGUGUUUAUA